Molecule: messenger RNA, 1845 nt
Organism: Necator americanus (New World hookworm)
Lineage: Eukaryota; Metazoa; Nematoda; Chromadorea; Rhabditida; Ancylostomatidae
Exons: 10
Coding region: 1-1845 (614 amino acids)
Source: RefSeq, a predicted model, not a curated record
AUGGAUAUCGACAUUAGUAUUUUUGCGAACAUUAAUGCAUAUGUUAGUGGAGCAAUCUCAAUUUGUGCUAAUACUUACCUCAUGAUUGCGAUCUCAAGAUCCAGGGUUAAAGCUGCAAUUGGCCUGUACCGAUGGAUGAUGGUCUUAUCGACUGCGUUCGAUAUUGUGUUCAGUACAUUGAACGCUGUUGCUUGUCCAACAAUCGCUGCCGUCACCAAUAUGUCUUCUGUGUUAUUCGUCAAGGGAGGUUUAUUUGUACCGCACAGUAUUGGUCGCGCACUAUUAAACAUCUGGAUAGCUCUAUUAUGCUUGUCUAUCAUAGUAUCACCGUGUCUUUUUGUUUUUCGAUAUUUUCAAUUGUGCAGAAGAAAUUGGGUAGCACUCUACGGUGGACGUAUUUUUUUCGUGUUCCUCAUCCCAGUCUUAUUUUCGCUUUUGACUGCAUUUAUGUUGAAUUUUGCCGCAUAUCCUAGUCCAGAAGAUAUCGAAUAUUUCAGCGAUAUAGCGUACAGCAUUAAUGUGAACGGAUAUCGAGCAUUCCUCGUGGCUUCUUUGACGGCUCGUUUUGAAGCUGAUGACGUGAUCAAAGCGCACAUUCUUAUAGCCACAUGUGUGAAUCUGGUGGUAAUUUUAGUUUGCAGCUUAUCAGCCAUGAUAGUCUGUUCACGACUAAUGGUUCAUGCCGUAAAAGACGCUAAAAGUGUCCGAACUGUUCGUCUUCAAAAUCAGCUGCAGAAAUCGCUACUGAUCCAGUUCAUCAUUCCGUUCCUAUUCAUUCAGUUGCCAUUUUGUUCAUGUUGUCUCGCACCACUUCUAAACCUUAGUAUGUAUAAAUUUGGAGCGAACUGCGGCAUUAUUGCUCCAACAGUUUCAUUUAUCGCUAGCAUUCUUUCCAUUCUUCUCAACUGCCUUUUGAUCUUUGUGGCUCAUCGAAGAAAGAGUGCCACUAUUGGGCUCUAUCGUUAUAUGAUAAUUUCCUCAGCCGCGUUUGAUGUGUGCUUCAGUACGGUUACAUUGGUCGCAUCCCCCACAAUCGCCUCCAUCUCCAACAAAUCCUCGGUGUUAUUCAAGAAGGCUGGUAUAAAAAUGCCGCACAGCCCUGGUCGUUUCGUUCUCGUCUGCUGGAUUUAUUUGUUAGCCUUCUCCAUGGUAAUGUCGCCUUGCCAUUUUAUUUUUCGAUACAUACAAAUGUGCAGGAAUGACCUUAUUCGGAAAUAUGGCAAACGUGUUUUCAUAAUUUUCACUAUUCCUUCAUUAUUAGCAAUCGUUGGAGCAACAAUGCUGUGUUUUUCUGCUUGGCCAAGUGCUACUGAUAUACAGAUUUUUGGAGAGAUCGCCUUCACAAUUAAUACUAAGGAGCAAGAACCAUUCUUAGUUGCUUCGCUACUACCAAAAGAGGAGGGCAAGUACAGAGUGCUAAGCGCUGUGAAGUCUGCACUUUUGCACAUUGAUAUCUUCUACUUGGUGAUAUUCCUUGCUAUCCAUACGGCUGUUAUGAUAUUUUGCUCUCGAGGCAUAGUCCACACUUUUCAAAACGCAACAAGUAAGAAGACAGCACGGCUCCAGCAAAAGUUCCACAGACUGCUCAUUUUACAGUUUUGCAUUCCCUUCCUCUUCAUUCACACUCCUUUUUGCAUAUGCUGCCUGGCGCCGUUAUUCAAUAUUGACACUGGAAUUGUUGCCAACUAUCUACCGAUAUUGUUCGCCUUGUCGCCAGCUAUAAAUCCACUAAUUUUCAUUUAUUUCUCAAAGGGAUCGUGCAAGUACGACGUGAACACAUUGAUGCCCAGAAAACAAAAUCGACUGUUUAUAUUAACCGCAGCAGGAAUUCGUUUGUUUCAUUAA